GUCCAGGACAGGAACUUCCGCCACACGGACGGAGCAUGUUCCAUUGUACCGAGCAGUCUUCAAAGAGUGUCGCAGUUGUGGGGCUGCAAACUGUUAGAAUCGGUUAAAGUUAUUUUUCCUUCUUCUGAUCAGUUGCCGCUUGUUGGGGAGGAAAUCACAGCGGGCGGUUAGCGGCACAGUAACGGGCGGCUGCAGGGACAGGGUGCGCUGGUUCUCACCGGAGGAAUUCCAGGCUGAGCGGCGGCUCCUCCAGCUCGUUCCGCCGGUUAGCAAAGUAUCGGUAACCGCGGGUUUAUUUUCCGGUUUAACAGAUGAAUGGACUGUUUUUGAGCCGCGGGGGUCUGGGUUCAGGUCGGUCACAUUCAAACGGUGAAGGCUGCUAGCUCCGGGAUUAGCCGCUAACCUGAGCUAGCUGCUCCGCUAGCUGCUCCGCUAGCUAGCUGCCGGCUGUCCAACAACAAAAAGAUCAACAGGAAGUGGGAUUUGGCCUGAAACGCUGCUGCGCUGCGGAUCCUCCGAUCAGAGCAGAAGGUGAACCGGCGGCUGGAAGGAUGAACGGCUUCAGCACCGAGGAGGACAGCCAUGACGGCCCGCCGCCUCCUCCCUUCUACGGCCAGAGCUGCUGCCUGAUCGAGGACGGGGAGCGCUGCGGCCGCUCGGCGGGGAACGCCUCCUUCAGCAAGAGGAUCCAGAAAAGCAUCUCCCAGAAGAAACUCAAGCUGGACAUCGAUAAGAGCGUGCGGCAUCUCUACAUCUGUGAUUUCCACAAGAAUUUUAUCCAGAGCGUCCGCAACAAGAGGAAGAGAAAGACCAGCGAUGAUGGCGGCGAGUCCCCGGAUCACGAUGUGGACGUUCCUGAGGUGGAUCUGUUCCAGCUGCAGGUGAACACUUUGAGACGCUACAAGCGACACUACAAGCUGCAGACCAGACCUGGGCUUAACAAGGCUCAGCUGGCAGAGACUGUGAGUCGUCAUUUCAGGAAUAUUCCUGUAAACGAGAAGGAGACCCUCACCUACUUCAUCUACAUGGUGAAGAGUAGCAAGAGCCGCCUGGACCAGAAGGGCGACGGAGGUAAACCGCUGGACUAAAGUUCCCCCCGCCAGCAUCAGCUCCACGCCAGAUCCACACGCCUCCAUCAGCAGCAGCUCCUUCCUCUGUGGGACCAGAACCUGCCGUCCUCUCAGGACGUUAAACUGGAGGAGACAUGGAAGGAGGAGGAGUCUGCUGGAUUUGGUUUCUUGCUGUCGCUGCCGUCUGCAGCAGAACUCACAGCAGAGAUUCAUCGUAAUACUGUAGAAAAUCCAGAGCCAGAUGGGAAAUAAAUCAGCUAAAUGCAAAUAUACUAAAUGGCUGCCUUAAGAGUUUAGAAAAGGGAGGGACAGAAACUAAACUUUGUGGUGUGUGUGUUUUUCUUUCUCUAGCUGGUGAAUAAAGUUUAAUCACUUUCAGAGGAACGAGGUGGUUAUCAGCCAGAGGCCAACGAUGCUGGAAAGGGUUAAAAAGUUCAGACUCAGGUUCAGUUUAAGAUCCAAUCAAACCAUCGCUAAUAAUGUCUAACAGGAAACGGAUCACUUUAUUGGUGUCCUGUGUUCAGACGGGAUGUAAAGAUAGGAGGAAAGAAGAUGAGCCGCCGUUUCUUCCUGUCGCUAACGUUCAGCUUCUCGCUUCGCCGACAAAUUCAACAAUGAAUUAAAAACCCAGAAACUUUCUAGCAGUUUGUCUGCUGCUAUAUGAGGAUUUAUCCCGACUUUUUCCUCCAUAUUUCUCUGAUUUAAUUACUUUGAAAUGUUCCUCUUGAUGUUUUUUUCUUUUUGUCAUUUAAUUGUUCAGGUUUUGAUGUUUUGAUCCUGCUGAUAAUCAUCAAACGGAGGAAACUAGUUACCAUCUGGAAGGAAACGCUCUGCUGAGGCCUUCAGACGUUCUCACCGUCCUCCUGCAGAUCUCUGCUUUCUGUUCCCUUUUAUUUUCAGUCUUUUGUACUUUUUACUUUUCCUUGUAGAUUUCUUAGUGUCAUGUAGAAAACAUGGGUCUUUAUUAACACAGGUCAUGCCUCAUUAUACUGACUGCUCUAUUAAAAAGAGAGAAAAUUCAUAUUUAAGUAUGGCUGCAUACUGCUCCUAAUAUUAAUAAAUGUAUUGUCUGGGCAGAUGAA
Messenger RNA from Cyprinodon tularosa, 2152 nucleotides. It is a transcript of the gene sap30l, whose product is annotated as sap30-like. Bases 552 to 1088 code for a protein of 178 amino acids. Lineage: Eukaryota; Metazoa; Chordata; Actinopteri; Cyprinodontiformes; Cyprinodontidae. Gene Ontology annotation, molecular function: transcription coregulator activity; protein binding. The transcript has 4 exons. Gene Ontology annotation, biological process: regulation of DNA-templated transcription. Gene Ontology annotation, cellular component: histone deacetylase complex. The record is from RefSeq and is a predicted model, not a curated record.